AUGGAGAAGCCAACUACACCUCCCCCAAUAGGUAACGCGGACAGAUCGGGCGGGUUGCUAGGCACGUCGAUACUUGCCUUAAGCUCCGUGCUCAUUUUUAUCGGCUUACGUUUUGCGACUCGAAUAUGGCUUGUGAAGAGGGUGGGAUGGGACGAUUGGUGUAUAGUGUUUGCCGGUUUUGGUCAUAUUAUCGGCAUGGGCCUGAUCACUGUUCAAAUCGGAUACGGCUUUGGGCGACCUGCGUAUUACCUCACCGAGCAUCAAUUCCAAGAGUUCAUGAAAUACUCCUACGGCGAAUGGCUGCAGACCUUUGCGACUUUGACAUUCACCAAGAUCUCAAUCUGCCUCUUGCUUCUGCGCAUCACAAUCACCAAAGCCUUCAUUAGACCGCUAUACGCCGCCAUCUUUGUCCUCGCCGUCAGCAAUGUAGUACUGAGUUUGGUAUGGAUAUUCCAAUGCACGCCGCAUCUCGAUAAAGCUUGGAAUUCGAGUCUGCCGGGAAAGUGCUUUUCCAAAGGUCAACUGGAAAGGAUCAUCAUUUCUCAAGCAAUCAUAUCAAUCAUCUCCGACUACUUCCUCUCAGCUUUUCCAAUCCUCAUACUGCGCAAGGUUCAGAUCAGCCUCCGAAGCAAGGUUGGCCUGUGCUUGCUUAUGGGUCUUGGUGUUAUCACCGGCUCAUUGUCGCUAGUUCGGACAAUUCUCAACUAUCAAAACGUAACCAAUGACCCAACCUGGCUAAGCGUACCCAAUUGGUAUUGGCGUACAUGGGAAGUCUUAUUCGGCGUUGUCGCAGCUUGCAUACCCACCUUGCGGCCCUUGUACAAAUGGCUUGUCCAAGAAUACACUCGCCUGACAAGUGAAAAAACGCCAUCGAAACCAGCGACUGAUCAGUGGAGCGCUCCGAAACCAUCCGUCGCCUUACCACCCAAGACAUACGGCGCCAAGUUCGACGAGAGUGUGCUCCGAGAAGAAGACAUGCUACCGCUGCAGAGUUUCGAGGGCGCCGGUGGCUCGGACAAUAUCGAGCGAGAGGUGAAGCAACACGCGCAGGAACGGAAGACGAGCGAAACGUUGGACUUCAAGCCGGGCUUGCACAUCCACGGGGAUCUGAGCACGAACCGGCCGGGACAUUUCAAGCGGUGGGAUUCGGAAGCUAGGAUAGGUGGCGGGCAUGGAGUGGAGGAGGUUGAAGAUCGGAUCUAG
Letharia columbiana is the source of this 1203-nucleotide messenger RNA. RefSeq lists its product as uncharacterized. Lineage: Eukaryota; Fungi; Ascomycota; Lecanoromycetes; Lecanorales; Parmeliaceae. Bases 1 to 1203 code for a protein of 400 amino acids. The record is from RefSeq and is a predicted model, not a curated record. The transcript has 6 exons.